This is a messenger RNA of Oncorhynchus tshawytscha (Chinook salmon), 638 nucleotides long. Its product is annotated as abnormal spindle-like microcephaly-associated protein homolog. The transcript has 2 exons. The coding region runs from base 329 to 559 and encodes 76 amino acids. NCBI's taxonomy places the organism in Eukaryota, Metazoa, Chordata, Actinopteri, Salmoniformes, Salmonidae. The record is from RefSeq and is a predicted model, not a curated record.
AAGUCCAUGCCCCGACGAAGGCAAAAGGGGUGCAACUCAAUAUAGGAAGGUGUUCCUAAUGUUUGGUACACUUGGUGUACAUAAAAUGUUUCUCAUUACCAUAUGAAUGGUUGCAGCAAAUUAUGUGAGCCAGAGUAGUACACUGGAUGGUGCUAUUGGACUACUGAUAUGAUGAACUCUGUGUUAGGGAAACUGAUUGGUAGUAGAAGAAUUGUGUGCGUGUGUGCAUACUGGCUGUCCCCGGAGUGUUGUGAGUGUCUGGUGAUGAGCGGAGCCACGCUGGUCAUCUUCGGCGCUCAUCUGCAGCUACAAAUGGAUCAUCCCCUGCAUGGGGUUCAUUACCUGUGCCAUCCAGGUCCUCCUCAACCUCUCCAAGAGUGUCCCCCUCCACCAGUAUGACAAGACAAUCAAGGCGGUGUGUGAUGUAGAGAACUCUGUGGACAUGCUGCUGGAUCUGCUGCAGAUCUACAGGGAGAAGGCAGGAGACAAGGUGCCUGACAAGGGAAGCAGCAUCUUCACUAAGGCCUGCUUUCUCCUGGUCAUCCUGCUGCAGAACUAGAACAGGGCUCUGGUAUGGCACUACUACUACAACAACCACAACAUCAUGAUCAGUAUAAUUACUUUAUUUUAAAAAGUAU